This is a messenger RNA of Pipra filicauda (Wire-tailed manakin), 1371 nucleotides long. Its product is annotated as cilia- and flagella-associated protein 298-like. Lineage: Eukaryota; Metazoa; Chordata; Aves; Passeriformes; Pipridae. The transcript has 7 exons. Bases 217 to 1089 code for a protein of 290 amino acids. The record is from RefSeq and is a predicted model, not a curated record. Gene Ontology annotation, biological process: regulation of cilium movement.
CCGCCGUUGAGGCAGCUCCGGAGGGUCCCGGCGGAUCCCGAGGAUCCCGGUGGAUCCCGAGGAUCUCGGUGACAGCGGGGGCGGCCCCGGGAGCGGCCCCUUCGUGCCCUCAGCGCGUCCCGGGGCGCUGGGCGCGGCCCUCACCCCGCGUUGGCUCCUCCUCGCCGGUAUCCAGGGACGCGGCUCCGUUGCUGAGGGGCUCCGCCGGGCCCGGCCAUGGUGCGGCUGCACGUGAAGCGCGGCGGCGAGAGCCAGUUCCUGCUGGAGGCGCCGGGCAGCGCCCGCCUGGCAGAGCUGGCGCCGCUUGCCGCCCGCAUCCACAACGGGCGGCUGAAGGUGCAGCGCCUGUGCUCAGAGAUGGAGGAGCUGGCAGAGCAUGGUAUUUCCUUGCCUUACAAUAUGCAAGGACUGACAGAUGAGCAAAUUGGAGAGCUGAAGUUAAAGGAUGAGUGGGCAGAGAAGUGUGUCCCAAGCGGUGGGAGCACCUUCAGGAAGGAUGAAAUGGGACGGAGAAAUGGGCACGCUCCAAAUGAAAAAAUGCAGCAGGUUAUAAAGAAGACAAUAGAGGAAGCCAAGGCAUUAAUCUCUAAGAAACAAGUUCAGGCCAACGUGUGUAUUAAUAUGGAGAUGGUGAAAGACGCGUUGGAGCAGCUCCGAGGGGCUGUGAUGAUUGUGUAUCCAAUGGGAUUGCCUCCACAUGAUCCAAUUAGGAUGGAGUUUGAAGAUAAAGAAGACUUGUCAGGAACUCACGCUGGACUUGAAGUUAUAAAAGAAUCAGAAGCACAGUUAUGGUGGGCAGGAAAGGAGUUGCAAGAAACAAAGUUGCUGUCUGACUAUGUAGGAAAAAAUGAGAAAACAACCAUCAUUGUCAAGAUCCAGAAAAAAGGACAAGGAGCUCCAGGGCGUGAGCCUGUGAUUAGUCAUGAAGAGCAAAAAGAGAUGAUGCUGUAUUACUACAGAAAGCAGGAGGAGCUGAAGAAACUGGAGGAGGAUGACAACGACUCAUUUCUAAAUGCUGAGUGGGCAGACAACCAUGCUUUGAAAAGGCAAUUUCAUGGUGUAAAAGACAUCAAAUGGGGUCCAAGAUGAAGCUCUGCAAACCCCUUCUUAAGCUGUUUGGUCAAUACUCUUGUUUGCAGAGAGGAUUGUGUGCAGUAGGUUCUUCUGUCAGAAGCUGAAAUUGUCACUUCUGUAGCCUUGGGUGUUCAAUAAAAGUUGACAUGUCUCUGUAACUCCAGCAGCAUUUGUCUCUUCAAAGAAUUGAACCAAUUCUCUUGAAGUUUUGUAUUUUAUUAGAAACUUGUAAUUUGAAUAUUGAAAUGUUAAUCCAUUUCCUAGAUAACAGAUCUAGUAAAUAUGCACUGGAAUGUU